Molecule: messenger RNA, 1125 nt
Organism: Zymoseptoria tritici IPO323
Lineage: Eukaryota; Fungi; Ascomycota; Dothideomycetes; Mycosphaerellales; Mycosphaerellaceae
Exons: 2
Coding region: 1-1125 (374 amino acids)
Biological process (GO): glycerol catabolic process
Cellular component (GO): cytosol
Molecular function (GO): glycerone kinase activity
Source: RefSeq, a predicted model, not a curated record
AUGGCCUCGGAAACCCAGACCAGAGCUCCCGUCAAGGAGACCUUCCACUUCAUCAAUGAUCCCGCCGAAGCUAUAAACGAUGCUCUCGCUGGUCUGACAAGUCUCAAACCCGAUCUAUCGUACAAUUCAGAGUACAAAAUUGUCUACCGCAACGAUCUCCCAACCUUCAGCAAUAGCCAUGUGACGACCAUUGGCUUCGCGGGCGGUGGGCACGAACCAAUGUUCGGUGGCUUCGUCGGCGACAAGUAUCUGUCAGCUUACGUCUCGGGAAACAUAUUCGCGUCGCCCACGGCAGCUCAGAUCUUCGAGGCUAUUAAGAUGUGCCAGCCGGCGGGAGGAAAGAGCAAGGGAACAUUGAUUGUCUGUGGAAACUACACUGGAGAUAUCCUGAACGCUGGGCUGGCGAUCACAAGAGCACAGGCAGCGGGAUACAAGGUUCACUUCACGCCAGUAGGAGAUGAUGUAGCGGUGGGUAGGCAGAAAGGCGGCAAGGUUGGCCGGAGAGGUUUGAGCGGACACUUGGUUGCUUUGAAGAGUGCUUGUGCUUUGGCAGAGCGAGGAGAGAGCCUGGACAGAGUGGCUGAGGUCAUGGAGUACGUCGCUGCGCAUGUGGGAACGAUUGGUGUUGCGUUCGACAGAGUUGCCCUCCCUAAUGCUACAUUGACUGAUCUACAAACUCUGCCACCUGCAACUAUUGAGCUUGGUAUGGGAGCUCACGGUGAACCAGGCUUGCAGCAAAUAUCACCGAUUCCAUCACCCGAUGCUCUGGUAUCUCAAAUGCUAGAUUUGCUUCUAGACGUCUCCGACAAAGACCGAGCUUUCAUUCCUUUCUCGGCCGCAUCGAAUCCCACAGACGACAACGAGGUUAUCCUAUUAUUGAACAGCCUCGGGAGCACAUCAGACGAAGUGCUCGCACGAUUUGCAGAGUUGGCGAAUGAUGAGCUCAGUAAGCGGGGUUUCACGGUGAAGAGGCUGACGCUGGGUCCAUUGGUGACAAGCUUGAAGAUGAGUGGAUUCGGCAUCACGGUUUGGAGACUGCCGCCCAGUUCUGGCGAGGUAAUGGAGAGGAAGCUGGCGCUCGAGCUUUGGGAUUCUGCUGUUGAUGUUGUAGCGUGGAGGCAAUAG